This is a messenger RNA of Nicotiana attenuata, 402 nucleotides long. Its product is annotated as glycine-rich protein DOT1-like. Bases 1 to 402 code for a protein of 133 amino acids. NCBI's taxonomy places the organism in Eukaryota, Viridiplantae, Streptophyta, Magnoliopsida, Solanales, Solanaceae. The transcript has 2 exons. The record is from RefSeq and is a predicted model, not a curated record.
AUGACCAUAUUUCCAGCGAGACGAGCUGAGGGUCGCAACAGCAUAUCUGGUGGUGUUGGUGUCGCAGCUGGUGAUGGAGAUGGCACUACUGGAAAAUGGCAGAAUUCCGACCGUCAAAACGGUCAAAAAUCGGUCGGAAAUCACGAAUUUCUGACUACUUUCCGACCGAAAUUGGUCGGUCGGAAAAUAGUUGCUGGUGGAGAAGGCGGUGGUGGUGACGGCGACGGUGGUGGUGGAGGUGACGGCUAUGGAGGUGGUGUAGAAGGUGAUGGAGGUGGUGGAGAAGGUGGUGGUAGUGGCGACGGCUGUUGCCGCUUAGGUGGAGGGCUACGAGAAGGGCUACUUUUAGGAGAAUUUUUUGGAGAUUUCCCAAUGGAAGGCCACUUAAACUUAAAACGCUGA